Messenger RNA from Drosophila grimshawi, 2333 nucleotides. RefSeq names its product heat shock protein 67B1 (gene Hsp67Ba). The coding region runs from base 150 to 1967 and encodes 605 amino acids. Gene Ontology annotation, biological process: response to heat; protein refolding. Gene Ontology annotation, molecular function: protein folding chaperone. Lineage: Eukaryota; Metazoa; Arthropoda; Insecta; Diptera; Drosophilidae. The transcript has a single exon. The record is from RefSeq and is a predicted model, not a curated record.
UCGCAAACGGAACGGAACAUUUUGAGGCGCAUCAAACAUAAUCAGAGUGUGUUCAGUGUUCAGUUUACCAGUGCCUGUCUGUGUCUUGUGUCAGUUGCAAUUAAUUGUGCCCCCAAGUCGUUGUUGUCGUGCCCCGCCCGUUGUGGAGAAUGUCGCUAAUACCAUUUAUACUUGAUUUGGCCGAGGAGCUGCACGAUAUUAGUUUUAAUCGCGGCGGCCUCGGCUUUGGUCUGGGCAUGGAAAUUGAAGAUUUGGGCUUCGGUAUGUAUCCGAUGGAGCAGCUGGCCGCCGCGACGGCUGCCACACAGCCACCACCACCGCCGCCGCCGCCGACCCAGGCCCAGCUACAGCAUUCGCCAUCGGCUGCUCAGCGUCGCGGCAACCGUCUCGCUCACUCGCACGGCCACUCGCAAUUGCAGUCGUCAUCGUCGUCAACCAAUUCCAGCACCACACACUCGGUGCUUUGGGUGCCCAUCAAGGGUCCGGGCGUGGGGCCACAGCCUGGACAGGUAGGGGUACAGGGACAGGGACAGCAGCAUCAGCGUCAUCAUCCCUAUGGUCGGGUGGCCGGCGCCAAGACCGUCUGCUGCAAUAAGUCGCUGCUGGAGCUGGAGAAAGAGAUGGGCGACAAGGUCAGCACUUCGAGUGGAACUGGCGCAGCUGGAACUGUCGCAGCUGGAGCUCUUGCAGCUGGAACUAGCGCAGCUGGAAAUGUCAGCAAAUCGGCAUCGGCCUAUUCGGUGGUCAAUCGCAACGGCUUCCAGGUGAGCAUGAACGUGAAGCAAUUCGCCCCCGACGAACUCACCGUGAAGACCAUCGACAAUUGCAUCGUCGUCGAGGGGCAGCACGACGAGAAGGAGGAUGGCCAUGGCGUCAUUUCGCGUCACUUCAUACGCAAAUAUAUGCUGCCGAAGGGUUUCGAGCCAGCCGACGUGCAUUCAACGCUCUCUUCGGAUGGUAUUCUUACUGUUAAGGCGCCCCCGCCGCCGCCCCCUGCCCCUAAGGCCAACGAGGAGCGACCCAUCGAACGCGUCGUCGACAUUCAGCAGCAGCAGCAACAGCAACAACAGCAGCAAUCAUCGACGUCGUCCAAGGAUGGAAAAAGUGCAGUCAACGAAGUUGAGCAGCAGCAGCAGCAGAAGCAAAACCCGAAAAUAGCUGCAGUCGUCGUCGCUGCGGCUGCCGAUGUCGUCGCUUCGAAAGCUGAGCCGAAGAGCGCCGAAGAGCGUAAUGGAAAUGAUGGCGGAGAGGCAACAGCAGAGGCCGAAGCCAGCGUUAGCGUCAGCGUCAGCGCAGCAGAGGAAACAACCAAUGCAAAAACAAAAGAGAAAGAGAAAGAAAAAGAGACUGAAACUAAAACUGAGCCCGUUGUGCAAGCUUCCAAGACAACUUCGACUUCCACCUCGACUUCGACUUCGACUUCGACUGCCACUUCCAAUGCCAAUUCAACUUCCAAUGGCAACAACAAUGGCGAGCCGACAAAGCCCAAGCCGGAAUUGAAGACCAAGUCAGUGGAAUGUGUGGAGAAUGCUGCGAGCGCCACUAGCGAUGACAAGGAGGAUUCCACCGAUGCCGCCGUCAGCAGCAGCGGCACUGCUUCAACCGAGACCGAUGAAAUGAAGCCCGAAGAUGCCAAUGGCAAUUCGUCCAAUUCCAACUCCAACUCCAAUUCAAGUUCCGAUUCAAAUUCGAAAGCGAAUUCGACUGAGGCAAAGUCGGAAAAGGAUGUGGGAGAAGAAGAAGACAUGCCAGCCGCAAAGAAAGCAAAAACAGAAAAUCAAGAGCCGCCAGUGGAACAAGAUAAGUUAACUGAGAAGACCACAAAGGGUGCGGAAGAGAUUGCCGCCACAGAUGCGGCCAUCUUGCUGGCCAAGAAACAGCAGCAGCAACAGCAACCGGCCAGCGAAAAUGGUGCAUCUGCCGGCGGCAAGGCUGAGGAGCCAGCUCUGGCAACUCUGGCCAAGUGAAUGAAAUACUUAAAAGAGAGACUGACUGAUAAAGUUGAUGCGCAAGCCACAAAAUUAAAACUAAAAACUAAAAAACAAACAAACAAAUAAGAAAAAGUAGAAAAUCCACUUGGAAUGCGUUUUAUUCUAUAAAUGUUUUUUGUGUUUAUCAAUAAUUCGCAAUAAAUACACACACAACAUACAAACAUAUGUAAUAGCAGCGAGAAGAGAAAAUAGAGGAGAAUUAGAGGCGAAGAGAGGCCAACUACGCUAUAAAAUUAUGAUUUCCUAAACACAAGUGUGAAACAAUUACGACUACAAGUAUUCAAGUAAACAUAAGCACAUUAUGUACUUAACAUUUAACAGUAAAUAAAGAUUCAAAAAGUG